Molecule: messenger RNA, 1903 nt
Organism: Gossypium raimondii (Peruvian cotton)
Lineage: Eukaryota; Viridiplantae; Streptophyta; Magnoliopsida; Malvales; Malvaceae
Product: cysteine-rich receptor-like protein kinase 10
Exons: 7
Coding region: 16-1851 (611 amino acids)
Biological process (GO): protein phosphorylation
Molecular function (GO): protein kinase activity; ATP binding
Source: RefSeq, a predicted model, not a curated record
GGUUUUACCCGAAUUAUGCACACCCCUACCCGUGGUGAUGGUUUCUACAACACAACCGCAGGCAGGAGCCCUGACAUGGUAUACGGUCUUUUCCAUUGCCGUGGGGAUCUUUCUACCAGCGACUGCCAAGCGUGUGUCACCUUUGCCACCACCGAUAUUUCCCAACGUUGUCCCAACCAAACAACGGCGGUGGCUUGGUACGACGAGUGCCUCCUACGGUACUCGAAUCGAAAUAUCUUCUCCGUUGUCGAAGACCGACCCGCAGUUAGAUUGAGUAACUAUCGGAAUGCAACUGGGACAGAAAUCCCUUUCGACCAGCUAGUGGCCGCCACAGUUGUUAUGAACAUGAACGAUAUAACAACCCAAACGGAAAAUAAACCCGCAGGUUCUAAAAAAUUUGCGACAAGAGAGACCAAACUUUCAAGUUCUCGAACACUGUACACGCUCGCCCAGUGUACACCGGACUUAUCAGGCAGUGACUGCAGUAUAUGUCUGCAAGGAGCACUAGAACUUCUUCCAACUGGAUGGCUAGGCGGAAGAUUGUUGAGUCCUAGCUGCAACGUCAGAUAUGAAAUUUACCCCUUCUAUAAUCCAACGAUAGUUUCGCCUCAACCUCCUCCUGCAGCAGAAGAAGAGAAACAAAACAAAUCAAACCGGAUUCCAGUACUUGUUGCAAGUUUAUCAGCAAUUUUUUGGCUGGCUGUGGUUUUUAUCUCUGGUUUCUUCAUCCGGAGGAGGAGAAACAGUCGAGACGAAGAAAACAGCCAAGAAGUUCAAUUACUUGACUUGGUAAAUGAGCACUCAAGGGAAACUUUUAACGGAGAAAAUGGGGAGAGAUCUCAGGAGUUUCCUUCUAUACAGUUGGAUGUUUUACAUGCAGCGACAAAUCACUUUUCUGAUGAAAAUAAGCUGGGACAGGGUGGAUUUGGUCCUGUAUUCAAAGGAACAUUAGCAAAUGGUAAAGAAAUUGCAGUUAAAAGGCUGUCAGAAACUUCCAGUCAAGGGCUUGUUGAAGUCAAGAAUGAAAUCAUGUUAAUUGCUAAACUACAACAUAGAAAUCUUGUGAGGCUCUUAGGAUGUUGCUUAGAGAAAAGUGAGAAGUUGCUUGUAUAUGAAUUCAUGCCCAACAAAAGCCUGGACGUUUUCCUAUUCGAUUCGAAAUUAGCUGCUCAACUGGAUUGGCAGAAACGAUUCAAUAUUAUUAAAGGAAUUGCUCGAGGUAUUUUGUAUCUACACGAAGAUUCUAGUCUAAAAAUUAUACACAGGGAUCUUAAAGCAAGUAAUGUUCUACUCGAUCAUGAGAUGAAUCCGAAAAUUUCUAAUUUUGGUAUGGCAAGAAUUUUUGAAGAUCAAAACGAAGCAAAUACCAAUAGAGUCGUUGGAACAUAUGGAUAUAUGGCACCAGAAUAUGCUAUGGAAGGACUCUUUUCUAUCAAAUAUGAUGUUUUCAGCUUUGGAGUCCUUUUAUUGGAGAUUAUUAGUGGAAAAAAGAACAAUGGUUUUCAUCAUUUAGAGCAUGGUGAAAGCUUGUUGACUUUUGCAUGGAAAUUAUGGUCCAAGGGCGAAGGAAUGGAGCUAAUAGAUCAGGUCCUUGUUCCUUCAUGUGUGGCUUCUGAGGUGCUUAAAUGCAUUCAUAUUGGGCUAUUAUGUGUGCAAGAAGACCCGGCAGACAGACCAACCAUGUCAUCUGUGAUUUUCAUGUUGGCAAGUGAUAGUACCAUAACACUUCUUUGUCCAUCUGAACCAGCAUUUUUCGUUGGGCGUGCAAUUGCAAAGCCAACUGAACCUAUUUCAGAUGAUGGAGUCUUUUCGGUUAAUGAGGUCACAAUUUCAAAUUUCUCACCUCGCUAAUUUGAUUGUUGUACUAACAAUACUAGUUUAUCAAAAACCUUUCAUUUUUAUU